Molecule: messenger RNA, 3467 nt
Organism: Fukomys damarensis (Damara mole-rat)
Lineage: Eukaryota; Metazoa; Chordata; Mammalia; Rodentia; Bathyergidae
Gene: Pde5a
Product: phosphodiesterase 5A
Exons: 21
Coding region: 143-2734 (863 amino acids)
Biological process (GO): signal transduction
Molecular function (GO): protein binding; 3',5'-cyclic-GMP phosphodiesterase activity
Source: RefSeq, a predicted model, not a curated record
CCCCGAGCUGGCGGGUUUGGGCUCCAGCCUGCCCGACUGCAGUGGGCGAAGAGGGAGGGUCUCGGGGCAGCUCCACCGAGGGAGGGAGCCCAGCUGGAGUGGAAACCAGCCGCAGCGAGCCACAGAGACGCGCACGGUGACCAUGGACCCGGCCGGCCCCAGCCUCGGGAGGACGCAGCGGGACCAGGACUCGGUCGAAGCGUGGCUGGACGAUCACUGGGACUUUACCUUCUCUUACUUUGUUAGAAAGGCCACCAGAGAAAUGGUCAAUGCAUGGUUUUCUGAGAGAGUUCACACCAUCCCAGUGUGCAAGGAAGGCACCCGAAGCCAAGCCGAGUUUUGCUCCUGCCCUUCACAGCAGAGUCCUCGGGCAGAUACCAGUGCCCCUGGAACACCAACCAGGAAGAUCUCUGCCUCAGAAUUUGACCGCCCUCUCAGACCCAUCGUUGUCAAAGAUUCUGAGGGAACUGUGAGCUUCCUUUCUGACUCAGAAAAGAAGGAACAGAUGCCUCUAACCCCUCCGAGGUUUGAUAAUGACGAAGGGGACCAGUGCUCAAGACUCUUGGAAUUAGUGAAAGAUAUCUCUAGUCAUUUGGAUGUCACAGCCUUAUGCCACAAAAUUUUCUUGCAUAUCCAUGGACUCAUUGCCGCUGACCGUUAUUCCUUAUUCCUUGUUUGUGAGGACAGCUCCAAUGAUAAAUUUCUUGUCAGCCGCCUCUUUGAUGUUGCUGAAGGUUCAACUCUGGAAGAGGCUUCAAAUAACUGUAUCCGUUUGGAGUGGAACAAAGGCAUCGUGGGACAUGUGGCAGCAUUUGGUGAGCCCUUGAACAUCAGAGAUGCAUAUGAGGAUCCUCGGUUCAAUGCAGAAGUUGACCAAAUUACAGGUUACAAGACACAGAGUAUUCUUUGUAUGCCAAUUAAGAAUCACAGGGAAGAGGUCGUUGGUGUAGCCCAGGCCAUCAACAAGAAAUCAGGAAAUGGUGGGACAUUCACUGAAAAAGACGAAAAGGACUUUGCUGCUUAUUUGGCAUUUUGUGGUAUUGUUCUUCACAAUGCUCAACUCUAUGAAACUUCACUGCUGGAGAACAAGAGAAAUCAGGUGCUGCUGGACCUUGCUAGUUUAAUUUUUGAAGAACAACAAUCAUUGGAAGUAAUUCUGAAGAAAAUAGCUGCCACUAUUAUUUCAUUUAUGCAGGUGCAGAAAUGCACCAUUUUCAUAGUGGAUGAAGACUGCUCCGAUUCUUUUUCUAGUGUGUUUCACAUGGAGUGUGAAGAAUUAGAAAAAGCAUCUGAUACUUUAACAAGGGAACGCGAUGCAAACAAAAUCAAUUACAUGUAUGCUCAGUAUGUCAAAAAUACUAUGGAACCACUUAAUAUCCCAGAUGUCAGCAAGGACAAAAGGUUUCCCUGGACAAAUGAAAACACAGGAAAUGUAAGCCAGCAGUGCAUUAGAAGUUUGCUUUGUACACCUAUAAAAAAUGGAAAGAAGAAUAAAGUCAUAGGGGUUUGCCAACUUGUUAAUAAGAUGGAGGAGAAUUCUGGUAAAGUUAAGCCAUUCAACCGCAAUGAUGAACAGUUUCUGGAAGCUUUUGUCAUCUUUUGUGGCUUGGGGAUCCAGAACACACAGAUGUACGAAGCGGUGGAGAGAGCCAUGGCCAAGCAGAUGGUCACAUUAGAGGUCCUGUCAUAUCAUGCUUCAGCAGCAGAGGAAGAAACAAGAGAGCUCCAGUCUUUAGCGGCUGCUGUGGUACCAUCUGCCCAGACCCUUAAAAUUACUGACUUCAGCUUCAGUGACUUUGAGCUGUCAGAUCUGGAAACAGCACUGUGCACAAUUCGAAUGUUCACUGACCUCAACCUUGUGCAGAACUUCCAGAUGAAAUAUGAGGUUCUUUGCAGAUGGAUUCUAAGUGUUAAGAAGAAUUAUCGGAAGAAUGUGGCCUAUCACAAUUGGAGGCAUGCCUUCAAUACAGCUCAGUGCAUGUUUGCCGCCCUAAAAGCUGGCAAAAUCCAGAACAAGCUGACCGACCUAGAGAUACUUGCAUUGCUGAUUGCUGCACUCAGCCAUGAUUUGGAUCACCGUGGUGUGAACAACUCAUAUAUCCAGCGGAGUGAACACCCCCUUGCCCAGCUCUACUGCCACUCUAUCAUGGAGCACCACCACUUUGACCAGUGCCUGAUGAUCCUUAAUAGUCCAGGCAAUCAGAUUCUCAGUGGCCUCUCCAUUGAAGAAUAUAAGACCACACUGAAAAUAAUCAAGCAGGCUAUUUUAGCUACAGACCUAGCACUGUACAUUAAGAGACGAGGAGAAUUUUUUGAACUUAUAAGAAAAAAUCAAUUCAAUUUGGAAGAUCCUCAUCAAAAGGAAUUAUUUUUAGCCAUGUUGAUGACAGCCUGUGAUCUUUCUGCAAUUACAAAACCUUGGCCUAUUCAACAACGGAUAGCAGAACUUGUAGCAACUGAAUUUUUUGAUCAAGGAGACAGAGAGAGAAAAGAACUCAACAUAGAGCCCACUGAUCUAAUGAAUAGGGAGAAGAAAAACAAAAUCCCAAGUAUGCAAGUUGGGUUCAUAGACGCCAUCUGCUUGCAACUGUACGAGGCCCUGACCCACGUAUCAGAGGACUGCAUGCCUUUGCUAGACGGCUGCAGGAAGAACAGGCAGAAAUGGCAGGCUCUUGCAGAGCAGCAGGAGAAGACCAUGGUGAAUGGGGAAAACAGCCAGGCCAAGCGGAACUAAGCUGCCUGUUCCUCAGAAUCGGAGUUUGCCGAGACCGUGUAUCUGCAGUAUACCUGGUUUCACUGUGCACUGUUUAGAUUGGGUGUAGAUUUUGCCACUGCUAAAUUUUUAUUUUUGCACAACUUUGUAGAGCAUAGCAUGAAUGUUUUUAGUGCUCAAUUGCAUUUUUGUCCGUACAUUUGUUACAUGCCACUGAAGUGAUUAACGGCAUCCAGAAGUACCAGGGCCUGGGUGCCAGUUAGCCAAGAGGAAAGUUCUGACGGAGGAUCCUUCUGAGAAUUGGUGUUUGAAUGCAAUUGAGAAACCGCCAUAUUUUGUCUAUAGCAGCCAUGACAAACCUCUUAGAGCUUUCGCUGACGCAAAGAACCCGCUGUGGUCCUUGUGCCAUAGGUUCACCACCCCUGCCUUAUAGGAUGAGUCAAGCCAAAAUCAAAGAGUUUGGGGUGUGUAAACUAAAUACUGACUUUUAGCUCAUAGUCUGGGGAAUUUCCUUCCCAUAAGUAUUAGUAGCUCAUAUUUUCUUGGAAUAUGAGCCCAUUGGUGCCCCUGAAUUCACUUUGGAGAAGUAGAUAAUGAACUGAGCAGCUACUUUAAGAAAGGAAAGUCUAUUCCAAAUUUGAAUAAAUGUUCAGAUUUGGGGACAAUAGGAAAAGAGCUUUGAUUUUUUAGUUUCCACCCUCAUCCCUCCAAGAAAAAAAAAUGGUAUUUAAACUGAUUUUCUAUUACCGAUUUG